UAAUUUUAUCGCAUGUGGCGCAUGGUUUGGUAAAAGUAUGCCCGCCCUUCGAUAGACGAUAGGUUAUCCUGGUUCGAGAAGGCGGCACCGCUGAUUAUGAAUUAUUGCUUUGUUAAUCUGAUGUGAUUUUAAUCACAACAUGAAAAAAAAAUAAAUAAAAAAAAAAGAAUUUCGGCGCUGAGAAAAUCAGAACAACUCAAAAUACUUUAAUAAUAAAAACAAAUAAGAAAAAGAAACACUGAUCUCAGUAUUUUCCUCUCUCUUUUUCUGUUUGUUUCCCAAGAAAAAAAAUAAAAUAAGAAAAUUACAGAACACAACAAAUUUUCUACCAUUACCUUUCUCUUUCUUUCUUUAUUAUAUAUAUUUUUUUAUAUCUAUAGGUGUGUGUUACUGUAUAUAGCGAUAGUCCAUCGUGUCUGACUACUCUCUGUGUGUUUCUCUCUCUCUUUCUCAACAAUGGCUCAUCUCUUCAGAGACCUCUCACUGGGCCAUUCCAAGAGAGAAGCUUCUUCAUCAUCAUCAAUCUCCUUCACUAAACCCUCCAUUACCGUCACCAAGAAUUUAGUGGUGGCCGAUCUCCCUUCGCCGCUCGGAGACCUUUCAGAAUCGGUUCAACUCACCGAUUCCGACCUUCGACUCACGGCUUACGAGAUCUUUGUCGCCGCUUGCCGUACUUCUUCCGGUAAACCUCUUACUUUCGUUCCGAAUCAGUCUAAUUCCGAUUCGCCGAGUCAACACAGCAACUCGCCGAACUCUCCAGCUUUACAGCGGUCUCUCACUUCUGCCGCUGCUAGUAAGGUUAAGAAGGCGUUUGGUCUUAAAUCACCUAGCUCCAAUGGCUCUAAGAAGAGUCCUGGUGUUUCUGGUUCGAGUCCUGGUUCGGGUCAGGGGAAGUCGAAGAAGGCAUUAACUGUUGGUGAGCUGAUGAGGAUCCAAAUGAAGGUUUCUGAAGCCAUGGAUUCUCGAGUUAGGAGAGCUCUGCUCAGGAUUGCGGCUAGCCAGGUUGGAAGGAGAAUUGAAUCAGUAGUAGUACCAUUGGAGCUUUUACAGCAACUCAAGCUCAUGGAUUUUACUGAUUCACAAGAAUAUGAUGCAUGGCAAAAACGAACCCUGAAAAUUCUUGAGGCUGGACUCCUUUUGCAUCCUCGCUUGCCACUAGAUAGGGUACAGAGUCCGGUGCAGAGACUACGACAAAUUAUUCACGGGGCAUUAGAAAGACCCAUUGAAACUGGGAGGAAUAAUGAAUCUUUGCAGGUUCUUCGAAGUGCUGUCAUGACUCUUGCUUCCAGAUCAAUUGAUGGUUCUCUUACCGAGUCUUGUCAUUGGGCAGAUGGGUUUCCACUGAAUCUCAGGCUCUACGAAAUGCUUCUAAAUGCUUGCUUUGAUGUUAAUGAUGAAACAUCCAUACUUGAGGAGGUGGAUGAACUAAUGGAACAUAUUAAAAAGACUUGGGGAAUCCUUGGAAUUAACCAGGUUCUCCAUAAUAUUUGCUUCACUUGGGUUUUAUUUCAUCGGUUUGUUGCAACUGGCCAAGUUGAAAUGGAUCUCAUAUAUGCAGCUGAUAGUCAGCUAGAAGAGGUUGCUAAAGAUGCAAAGACAACUAAGGAUGCAGAUUACUCCAAGGUUUUGAGUUCUACAUUGACUUCAAUAAUGGGUUGGGCAGAGAAGAGGCUUCUUGCAUAUCAUGAGACUUUUGAUAGUGGCAAUAUUGAAUCCAUGCAAGGGAUUGUUUCUUUGGGGGUUGCAGCAGCUAAGAUUAUAGUUGAAGAUAUAUCUAAUGAGUACCGAAGGAGAAGGAAGAGUGAAGUUAAUGUGGCUCGAGACAGGAUCGACACAUACAUCAGAUCAUCUCUACGAACUGCUUUUGCUCAGAGAAUGGAGAUGGCAGACUCAAGCAGGAGAGCAUCCAAAAAUCAGCCAAAUCCUCUUCCAAUCCUUGCCAUUCUUGCUAAAGAUGUUGGUGAGCUAGCACUGAAGGAGAAGCGAAUGUUCAGUCCGAUUCUGAAAAGAUGGCAUCCUUUUGCAGCAGGUGUGGCUGUUGCCACCCUUCACGUUUGCUACGCAAAUGAGAUUAAACAGUUCAUAUCAGGUAUAACGGAAUUGACACCGGAUGCUGUGCAAGUAUUGAGAGCUGCAGAUAAGCUGGAGAAAGAUCUUGUUCUGAUAGCAGUUGAAGAUUCAGUAGACAGUGAUGACGGUGGGAAGGCAAUAAUUCGUGAGAUGCCUCCUUUUGAGGCCGAAGCUGCAAUUGCCAAUUUGGUGAAAAUAUGGAUCAAGACCAGAGUGGAUAGACUGAAAGAAUGGGUUGACAGAAAUCUACAGCAAGAGGUGUGGAGUCCCCUAGAUAAUGAAGGAUAUGCUCCCUCAGCUGUGGAAGUUUUGCGAAUCUUCGAUGAAACUUUGGAAGCAUAUUUUCGGCUUCCAAUACCUAUGCAUCCGGUAUUGCUUCCCGACUUGAUGACAGGCCUUGACAGAUGCCUUCAAUAUUACAUAACGAAGGCAAAAUCUGGCUGUGGAUCAAGAAAUACUUUUGUCCCCACUAUGCCAGCAUUGACCAGAUGUACUAUAGGAUCAAAGUUCCAAGGCUUUGGCAAGAAGAAAGAAAAAUCACCAAACCCUCCAAAAAGAAACUCUCAGGUUGCUACAUUGAAUGGAGAUAACUCGUUCGGAAUUCAACAGCUCUGUGUUCGUAUAAACACAUUACAACGUAUUAGGAGUGAGUUAGAAGUUUUGGAGAAAAGGGUAAUCACUCAUUUGAGGAACUCUGAGUCUGCUAAAGUAGAAGAUUUUUCUAACGGUUUGGAAAAACAAUUCGAACUCUCACCAGCAGCUUGUGUCGAGGGAAUCCAACAACUUUGUGAGGCAGUAGCAUACAGGAUCGUUUUCCACGAUCUCAGUCAUGUUUUGUGGGAUGGUUUAUAUGUUGGUGAAGUAUCUUCGGCCAGGAUAGAACCAUUUCUUCAGGAGCUGGAAAGAAAUUUGUCAAUUAUUUCGGAUGCUGUACAUGAGAGAGUUCGUACGAGAAUUAUUACUGACAUAAUGAGAGCUUCCUUUGACGGUUUUUUGUUAGUUUUGCUUGCUGGCGGUCCCUCUCGUGCAUUCUCCAAGCAAGAUUCUCAGAUUAUAGAAGAUGAUUUCAAAUCCCUUAAAGAUCUAUUCUGGGCCAACGGAGAUGGCUUGCCUUCCGAGCUAAUCGAUAAAUUUUCAACAGCUGUGAGAGGGGUGCUUCCACUUUUCAGAACCGAAACUGACAGCCUCAUUGAGAGGUUCCGACGUGGGACACUAGAGACAUAUGGCUCCUCUGCCAGGUCCAAAUUCCCACUGCCACCUACUUCCGGGCAAUGGAACCCAACCGAACCUAACACUCUCCUACGAGUUCUGUGCUACAGGAACGACGAUGCAGCUUCCAAAUUUCUGAAGAAGACCUACAACUUGCCUAAGAAACUGUAACCAUCUCCAGACAUGGCGUCCAACAACCAACACAUGUCGUAAUUGCACAGUUUUACUCGCUUUGACAUUCUUGCAUUUCUGCUUGUAUUUAGUGAAACGAUUUUAUUGCUCUCUUUGUGAUAUAUAGUUUGAUACAUUGGUGAGGAGAAGGAGGAGAAGAAAGAGGUGGUGGGGUUGCCUUCGAAGGUAGCUCCGGAGCGAUUCGGUUGGGAGGUAAUCUUGGUCUAACUUGGAGGAAAUUCCAAAAGAGAAUGACAGAGGUUUGUGAACCAAGAUAGGUGGCUAAAUAUUCUUUUAUCAUUCGUUUUUUGUUAUUAUUAAAAUUUUUAAUUAUCAUUAUGAUAUAUCCUGCUUAAAUUAUUUUGGUUUUAAAAUUAAAUAGAAGGUUCUUUGUUGUUUUAUUUGUCCGUACACUCCCAGAAAUUAGGGUUUGAAUCUCUCUCUCUCUCUCUCUCUCUCUCUUCUCUCUCUCUCUCUCUAAGUACUUUGACUUGGUCUUCUUUUGUUUUGUUAGGUAUAAAAAAGUACAGUACAAUUAUGUUUAUUCUUCUUAUUCUUUAUCUGGAGUUUUUUUUUUUUUUUUUUUGGCAUAUGUAAUAUAUAAAUACAUCAUCAUAUUCGUACGGCUGCUUAUUUCAUUUUCAGUUGAGUUUUCAGAAUACCCUUUCUUCUUU
This is a messenger RNA of Cannabis sativa, 4124 nucleotides long. Its product is annotated as protein unc-13 homolog. NCBI's taxonomy places the organism in Eukaryota, Viridiplantae, Streptophyta, Magnoliopsida, Rosales, Cannabaceae. The transcript has 5 exons. The record is from RefSeq and is a predicted model, not a curated record. The coding region runs from base 457 to 3450 and encodes 997 amino acids.